Closterium sp. NIES-67 is the source of this 411-nucleotide messenger RNA. NCBI's taxonomy places the organism in Eukaryota, Viridiplantae, Streptophyta, Zygnematophyceae, Desmidiales, Closteriaceae. The record is from the annotation of a GenBank genome assembly.
UUUCGGCUGCAUGUUACGCGGCGGGAGAGAGAGAGAGCAGCGCGAUGGUAGAGAGAGCAGUGCAGCGAGAUGGGAGAGAGAUAGAGUAGCACGGCGGGAGAGAGAGAGAGAGAGAGAGAGAGAGAGAGAGAGAGAGAGAGAGAGAGAGAGAGAGAGAGAGAGAGAGAGAGAGAGAGAGAGUUGCGCGAUGGGAGAGAGAGAGAGUAGCGCGAUGGGAGAGAGAGAGAGUAGCGGGAUGAGAGAGAGAGAGAGAGAGAGUAGCGAGAUGGGAGAGAGACGGAGUAGCGCGGCAGGAGAGAUAGAAAAGCGCAGCUGGAUAGAGUGUGUAGCGCCGCGGGAGAUUGUAGUGCGGCGCGACAAGAAAGAGAGCGAGGUGGAAAGCGGAUGAGAGUUGCGCUGCGAAAGAGAAGG